UAUGUUUUUAGCCCUUGGAAUUAAUUGUAAUGAAACCAAAGCUGCGCGCGCAAUGGUCCACUUUGCAACCAAACCACUUCACUUCACUUCACUCCACUCCACUCCUCCAAGCUUGUUUCCAAUCCCAUUCUCCAUUCAUCUUCAACUUGGAGCACCAAUCGCGAUGCUCUCGUCUUCAUGUGCCAUGGCGGAUUUAGUACUGAAGAACGCACUGAUUUUUACCAGCGACGAUUCUCUUCCUUUCGCCGAUUCCAUGGCCAUUCUCGACGGCAGGAUUCUCCGCCUCGGCACCUACUCCGCUGUUCAGUAUAUCUUCAUUUAUGUGAAUAUAGGACUUGGUUGGAUCAGGGACAAAAGAGUUGAAUCUCGGGGGAAAAGUUGUGGUUCCUGGUUUUAUUGAUGCACAUGGCCACUUAAUUUAUCAAGGACUGCAGUUUUAUUUUCAGUGGAAUCUUCGUAUGCUUUUAUCGAUGUCUCAAAAGUUUGAUUAGUGAUUACUUUUUGUUAUUUGUUGGCGGCUAACCUCGUAUGAAUCAGAUGAAGCAAGUGAACCUUCAUGGUGUAAAUCAUAAACACGAGUUUGUGACAAGGAUUGCAGAAGCAGCUAAAAACACUAAGAAAGGAAAUUGGGUACUGGGUGGUGGAUGGAAUAAUGAUCUUUGGGGAGGUGACUUGCCAAUGGCUUCUUGGAUUGAUGAUGUUACGCCAUCUAACCCUGUUCUUCUGUCAAGGAUUGAUGGUCAUAUGAGUUUGGCUAAUAAUGUAACACUUAAGUUGGCUGGCAUCUCUAAUUUAACGGAAGAUCCAGAAGGCGGGACCAUAGUAAAAACUACCGGCGGAGAUCCUACUGGCUUGCUGAUUGAUUCUGCAAGGAAGUUGGUCCUACCUUUUAUUCCGAAGGUUUCAGUAGAGGAGAGAAGAGAAGCAUUGCUAAGGGCCAGUAAUCUUGCCCUGGCUAGAGGUGUUACAACAAUAGUUGAUUUUGGAAGAUACUAUCCAGGAGAAUCAGUGGAAUUAUCAUGGGAAGAUUUUUCUGAUGUGUAUCAGUGGGCAGAUUCUUCAGGGAAGAUGAUGAUCAGGGUUUGCUUAUUUUUUCCAAUGGAAACAUGGUCAUCUCUACACGAUCUUAUCCACAAAAUGGGUCAGGUGUUGAGCCCAUGGAUUUACUUGGGUGGUGUCAAGGGUUUUGCUGAUGGGUCUUUAGGUUCACAUACUGCUUUGUUUCAUGAGCCUUACGUUGAUGAGCCCGACAACUGUGGCAUGCAAAUCACAGAACGUGAGAAGCUUUUCAACUUGACCAUGGAAUCAGAUAAAUCAAAGCUUCAGGUUGCUAUCCAUGCCAUAGGUGACAAAGCAAAUGAUAUGGUCCUUGAUAUCUACGAAUCUGUUAUUUCCACAAAUGGGCCAAGGGAUCGAAGAUUUAGGGUCGAGCAUGCUCAACAUUUGGCACCUGGAGCUCCUCAACGAUUUGGUAAACUAGGGAUUAUUGCUUCAGCCCAGCCCGAACACCUUCUGGAUGAUGCGGAGUCUGCGACAAACAAACUUGGGGCACAGAGAGCUGAAAAAGAAUCUUUUUUAUUUAGAUCACUUUUAACUUGCAAAGCAUCCUUAGCAUUUGGUUCCGACUGCCCGGUUGCAAAUAUCAAUCCAUUGGGUGGUAUCAGGACUGCAAUGAGAAGAAUACCUCCGUCCUGGGAUCACGCUUGGAUGCCAUCAGAGUGCCUCGCACUGGAUGAAGCCAUAAAGGCGUAUACAAUAUCCGCUGCUUAUGCAUCCUUUCUUGACAAAGAUCUCGGAUCUCUGUCCCCAGGAAAGCUUGCAGAUUUUGUUAUAUUAUCUACAGAUUCAUGGGAUGAGUUCGAAGCUGAAGGAUCAGCUUCUAUUGAGGCAACGUAUACCGGUGGUAUACAGGCCUAUCCUUAAAGUUUCUGAAUUCAAAAGGCGACAUGCGUCGCCAGGCUAAGGAUCUCAUGUGGCACAGCUGUUGGACCAAACUCAAAAUCCAAGAGGUACCUCUCACUUUAGUUCUAAGAUAAAUUUGAGCAUAGGUUACCAUAUCUUAAAUUUUCUUUGACAUAAAACACUGUUUGCUGGUCAAUAAUGCAUGUGAAUAUUAACAUGGAAAGCAUGUGGGUAUGGUCGUAAUAGUUCAAGGUUCAAUGCAUGCUAUGAAAUUCACAAUCAGUGCUAUUUUUUAGUUUCCAGCAGUAGCUUGGUUUUCAACUUUUCCAGUUUAGACACUGCCUUCAAUGACGUUCAAUCAAUGUCAUUUUCAUUGCACUUUUUUUCUUAA
This is a messenger RNA of Cucumis melo (muskmelon), 2293 nucleotides long. Its product is annotated as protein LONG AFTER FAR-RED 3. The record is from RefSeq and is a predicted model, not a curated record. NCBI's taxonomy places the organism in Eukaryota, Viridiplantae, Streptophyta, Magnoliopsida, Cucurbitales, Cucurbitaceae. Gene Ontology annotation, molecular function: hydrolase activity, acting on carbon-nitrogen (but not peptide) bonds. The coding region runs from base 529 to 1923 and encodes 464 amino acids. The transcript has 15 exons.